This is a messenger RNA of Pistacia vera, 1308 nucleotides long. RefSeq names its product epimerase family protein SDR39U1 homolog, chloroplastic. NCBI's taxonomy places the organism in Eukaryota, Viridiplantae, Streptophyta, Magnoliopsida, Sapindales, Anacardiaceae. The record is from RefSeq and is a predicted model, not a curated record. The transcript has 13 exons. The coding region runs from base 148 to 1194 and encodes 348 amino acids.
UGACGGAUAUGGGUAGUUAGUUGAGUGUGGCUCUGAACCAUAAACGUAGAAAGCUUUGAGAACAUAAUUUCUGUGCUUUAUUAUCUUCAUCACUUUCACCACUCAUAAAACUGGACUUGAAAGCUCAAGAAUCCCGUCUUCAAAACUAUGGAAGUUAUGUGCAGAGUUAGUACAUUGGCGUGGGCUCACUCCAUCUCUCCUUCUCUGCACAUUCCUCAAAACUUGUCUAGGCGUGAGACUAAGAGAUUCAGAGUUUGGUGUGCUAAUGCUGACCAAACCCAGAAGAUGACUGUAUCAGUAACAGGAGCUACGGGCUUCAUAGGUAAAAGAUUAGUGGAAAGACUGCAAGCAGAUAAUCACCAAGUUCGUGUCUUGACACGCUCAAGAUUUAAAGCUCAGUUAAUUUUUCCCGCCAGAGUCUUUCCUGGACUUGUCAUUGCGGAGGAGCCAGAGUGGAAAGACUGUAUUCAGGGUUCUACUGCUGUCGUAAAUUUAGCUGGAAUGCCUAUAAGUACAAGAUGGUCCUCAGAGAUCAAGAAAGAGAUCAAGGGAAGCAGGGUUAGAGUGACCUCAAAGGUUGUAGAAUUAAUUAAUGGGUCACCAGAAGGAGUUCGGCCAUCUGUGUUGGUUAGCGCAACAGCUGUUGGUUACUAUGGAUCCAGUGAAACACAAGUAUUUGAUGAGGGUAGCCCAUCAGGAAAUGAUUACUUGGCCGAGGUCUGUAGAGAGUGGGAAGGGACAGCCCUAAAAGUGAACAAGGAUGUAAGAUUAGCACUUAUUCGCAUUGGCGUUGUUCUUGGUAAAGACGGUGGUGCUUUAGCUAAGAUGAUCCCUCUUUUCAUGAUGUUUGCUGGCGGACCUUUGGGUUCUGGCAAACAAUGGUUUUCAUGGAUUCACUUGGACGACAUAGUGAACCUAAUAUAUGAAGCUCUAUCAAAUCCAUCUUAUCAAGGAGUUAUCAAUGGAACUGCACCAAACCCUGUUCGAUUAUCAGAGAUGUGUGACCAUCUGGGCAAUGUCAUGGGGCGACCUUCAUGGCUGCCUGUGCCGGACUUUGCCCUGAAGGCUGUUCUUGGAGAAGGUGCUACAGUGGUUCUAGACGGGCAAAGAGUGGUGCCUGCUAAAGCCAAAGAAUUGGGUUUCUCAUUCAAAUACCCCUAUGUGAAGGAUGCACUCAAAGCCAUUCUCUCUUGAAAGGAGCAUAUGUAACUCAUAGCAUCAACAUUGUUUAUUUUUUUGGUUAGAGAGUCUUAAUCUUCCACAGUAUCACAAGACAGAGAGUUUGAUGUUACAUUGUCGUCUACCCAA